CUCAUUGCUUUAACAGUAAUUAUUUGACAGAGACUAAGAGAAAAGAAAGCAAAAGAAAAGAAGAAAAAAGAAACGAAGAUGGGAAUAGCAGUUGCAGGGAUGGAUUUCCUAAGCGAUAGAGCAUCAAUGAUGAGGGAAGCUCUCCAGAAGAGCCAAACCAUUACGGACAACGUCGUCUCCAUCCUCGGCUCCUUCGACAGCCGCCUCUCCGCCCUCGAAACAGCCAUGCGACCUACUCAGAUUAGAACUCAUGCUAUAAGGAAAGCUCAUGAGAAUAUAGACAAGUCUUUGAAGUCUGCGGAAGUUAUUUUGGCACAAUUUGAUCUAUCUCGUCAGGCGGAGGCUAAAAUACUUAAGGGUCCCCAUGAGGAUCUAGAAGGUUAUCUGGGAGCAAUUGAUCAGCUAAGAAGCAACAUUCGCUUUUUUAGCAGCAACAAGAACUUUAAGAAUAGCGAGGGGGUGAUUAACCAUUCUAACACUUUACUUGCUAAAGCUAUUUCAAAGCUAGAGGAUGAGUUUAAGCAGCGAUUAAAUUCUUAUAGCAAACCUAUUGAGCCUGAUCGUCUGUUUGAUGGCCUUCCAAAUUCAUUACGUCCGUCAUCAGGAUCACCUGGAAAUCAAGGAGAACCUGGUGGGAGGGGUCCAUCUCAUAACCACUCUGAGCAUCAAAAUGUUGACUUGGAAACUGCUGUGUAUACUCCUCCCACUCUUAUACCUCCUCGAAUUAUACCAUUGCUGCAUGAUCUAGCCAAGCAAAUGGUCCGAGCUGGCCACAACCAGCAGUUACUCAAGAUCUAUAAAGAAACUCGUUCUUUGGUUCUGGAAGAAAGUCUCCGCAAAUUGGGAGUUGAAAAACUUGGCAAAGAUGAUGUCCAGAAGAUGCAAUGGGAGGUUUUGGAGGCAAAGAUCGGAAAUUGGAUUCACUUUAUGCGUAUUGCUGUCAAACUACUAUUUGCCGGAGAACGAAAAGUUUGUGAUGAAAUGUUUGAAGGCUUCGAUUCUCUUAGUGAUCAAUGUUUUGCUGAAGUUACUGCAAGUAGUGUUUCUGUUCUACUUAGUUUUGGUGAGGCGAUUGCAAGAAGCAAGAGAUCACCAGAAAAGUUAUUUGUACUUUUAGACAUGUACGAGAUAAUGAGAGAGCUUCACUCUGAGAUCGAAACAAUUUUCAAAGGUAAAGCAUGCAAUGAGAUUAGAGAAUCUGCAUUGGGCUUAACAAAGCGUCUUGCCCAGACAGCUCAGGAGACCUUUGGUGAUUUUGAAGAAGCAGUUGAAAAAGAUGCGACAAAAACUGCUGUCCUGGAUGGAACUGUCCAUCCUUUAACCAGCUAUGUGAUCAAUUAUGUGAAGUUUUUAUUUGACUACCAAUCAACACUGACACAACUUUUCCAGGAAUUUGAAACUGGUGAUGGUAAAGUAUCUCAGUUGGCUUCUGUAACAAUGAGAAUUAUGCAGGCUCUUCAAACAAAUUUGGAUGGAAAAUCCAAGCAGUAUAGAGAUCCUGCUUUGACUCACUUAUUUCUCAUGAAUAACAUUCACUAUAUGGUGAGAUCUGUGCGCAGGUCUGAAGCCAAAGACCUGUUAGGGGAUGAUUGGGUCCAAAUACACAGGAGGAUUGUGCAACAGCAUGCAAAUCAAUAUAAAAGGAAUGCUUGGCAAAAGAUCCUGCAGUGCCUAUCUAUACAAGGAUUAACCUCAUCUGGAGGUGGUAGUUCAGUAGGUGAUGGAGGCAAUAGCAGUGGAGUUUCCAGAGCAUUGAUUAAAGACAGGUUCAAGAUAUUCAAUAUGCAAUUUGAGGAGCUUCAUCAAAGACAAUCUCAAUGGACAGUGCCUGACACAGAAUUGAGGGAGUCCCUGAGGCUUGCAGUUGCUGAAGUUUUGUUGCCAGCCUAUAGAUCAUUCCUAAAACGCUUUGGACCUCUUGUUGAGAAUGGGAAGAACCCUCAGAAGUAUGUCAAGUAUACAGCGGAGGACCUUGAACGAAUGUUGGGAGAAUUCUUUGAAGGCAAGAAUAUAAAUGAACCAAAACGAUAGUUUAGAUCCUGCCGUUUUUGAGAAGUCGCUGAGAUGAUUGUUUUUUCUGGUAUGUAGUCCAAUAUCGUAUAUCCUUUGCUUGAAUGUCUGGUGGUUCUGCUUUCGAAAAUAUUUGUUAAUCAUUGGAUUGCUAAAAAAAUUGGAAGUUGUUGUGAGAAAAGUAAAUCAAAAAAGGAAAAUGAGGACGCUAAGGUGAGAAUAAGAGAUUCAAUAUUUGUUUGUAAAGAAUGGGUCUUGUCUAUAAUGGAUUCAAUUUCCCUCA
This is a messenger RNA of Gossypium raimondii (Peruvian cotton), 2293 nucleotides long. Its product is annotated as exocyst complex component EXO70A1. Gene Ontology annotation, cellular component: exocyst. NCBI's taxonomy places the organism in Eukaryota, Viridiplantae, Streptophyta, Magnoliopsida, Malvales, Malvaceae. The coding region runs from base 79 to 2031 and encodes 650 amino acids. The record is from RefSeq and is a predicted model, not a curated record. Gene Ontology annotation, biological process: exocytosis. Gene Ontology annotation, molecular function: phosphatidylinositol-4,5-bisphosphate binding. The transcript has 12 exons.